AGAGCAGCACAGGGAGCAGGAGAGGUGGCGGCUGGAAUGGGUGGGUGAGCAGUCUGGUUAGCAAGGACUUGGGCAGAAGCAGAGAUGUCACCAGGUGAGAAUGAGUUUCUACGCCUAAGCUGCUGAAUGUAUGCCUGUGGUAGGGCCCUGUUGCUGCCAGAAGCAUCUCGCGGGAUUUCUUUGUUAUAUCCAUCCAGUAUAUACAGUGCAAGGCAUUGCAGAGAUUAGCAGAGCUUCUGAGAAACUCACGCUGUCUUUGUGCUCUGGCUGUCUGCUGCAAAUGUUACUGCCAAAGCUAAAUGUGUGAGGAUGGUCUUCUCCCAUCUAAAUUCACGGCAAAGCUUCCAGAUCUGAUGAGAGCUGGGCUGUAUUAAGGGUAUUCUUCACCCCAGCUGCUCUUGAGCAAUGCUGAGGACAGUUUCAGUUAGCUUAUUUGACAAACUUCUGUUAUGCAUCAGUUCUUUGGCUCUCAGGGACACGCACCCAAGUGUUCCUCCCAUAAGGCCAGUUUCCUUUCAGGCAGCUGACCGUGCUGUGCUUUUCUUGUUGGGGUCUGCUGAGCACUGGGUCAAGUGUUUGGAAAAUUUGUGUAACUUCCAGAGGAGGGUUAGAAAAAUGUCAAGGGGGAUGAGUUGGCUUUGAGUAGUAGCUUUACAAGGGAGGAGGAAAAUUUCUUGCAUAGUCCUGAGUUUUAGCUAGACCUCUUCUCUUGGUGUGCAAGACAGUAAAAGUUGUUUUAAUACAUCCUGUCAGGAUUUUGCAAAUAACAGAAAAAAAAAUAUGUGAGGUGCUGACCCAUCAUAGCAGCUCUCCUGCUCUCUCUCAGCAGUGAGGUUAUAGGUACAUCAGUCUCCUUUGGGUCUUUUCCUCCAACAGAACAAACCUGGGUUGCCAGUCACCAGCAGAGGCAAUCCUGCAAAUACCAGAGCUGUCCAAGGCUGGGUCUGGUGCCGUUCUAGGAGCAGAUCACACAGGGGCCAGGUGUUGUGGCAAGCAGUCUGAAAGCAGCACUUCACAGACUCAGGUUCCUGCAUCUCACAGAGUCUCUACUGUGCAUGUCCUCUGGGAGUCUGCUAUUUAGUUCAUCUCCAAACUCUGUAACAGCAAUUGUUAACUUACUGGACCACUGCAAACAAGCAGAAAGUCUUUUAUGGUGUGUUACUGGGUACAAUCCUACCCUUACUGGUGUACGUUAGCUGUUCUCCAGGUCUCUGAAGGCUAAGGUACUGCUGUCUGGGGCUGUGCGCCUACCUCACAGGUGGUUCUCCCUUUGCGGUACGCACUUACCAUUGCACUUCAUUGGGUUUUUAUAAGUUAGUGCUUCAUUCACUGCUAAAAAUCUGUACUGUAGUACUAAUGCAUAAGCCUGGAAAAUGCAACAUGGAAAAUGAAAUUAAAAACAAAGGAAAAUCCAUUGUUUAAUUAACAGGAUCAGGAAAUGUGGCAGUUUCUCUUUACACAAGUUUUUCAAGCAGCUCACAAGGUUGGGGAAGGAACAUCGUGAUUCUUGAAAGCAACAGAAUGUCAUUCUAAGAAUUUACCAAACUUCAUCUUAAAUCAUUCCACAUGCUUCUAGUUGAGGUUUUCUUAACCAUGUUUUUCUAUAGUUAGAGAAACCAUUAAAUCUAUUUUGUAGAUAUAUACUUAUUCUGUACUGUAAAAACAGAAAUGUUGUGCUGAACUUCAGGCAUGUUUGGUAUUUUCAUUCAGAUGAGGCAUGUGAUUUUGAAGAAGAUCUCUCAUUCUCUGCACUUACUCUGCUUUUGUCCAUAUUGGGAAGCAUUCUUGGCAUUGGAUUUCUUUUGGAUGAAGCUGACCUGGAAGGUGUGUUCCAUGAGUCCAUCUAAUGCGAGUACAGCUAGUACAAUCUCAAAAGGAAAAAAUAAUGGAAUAAGUGUAGAAAAGAUUCUUUCUUUCAAUAUUGAUAUUUCUGUGUAAGAAAUCUACUUGUACUGGCUUGCUUUAUUCGCCAAUGUAGACAUAGCUGUAGAUGCAAUUGAGUUGGUAGGUGGCUGUACCAAUUACUUUUCUUACUGUAGGAUCUUGAAAGCUUCCCCCUUUUAAUGUUCUCUAAUCAUUGCGUAAAUUACUUGGUCUGCACUGACACAUCUAGUUCAAUUUACUUCUCUUUUCUUCCACUUUAUCAUGGCAUGUAUUUAUUUUUACCAAUAACUGUGUCUGCAUUUUGAGAAGCAGUCAUCCCUUUAAGCAGAUUUGUUUUCUUUCACAGUCACUAGAGUGCUGAAACAUACAAAACAUCUCUUUUUAUAAAGGACUUAUGCUGGGAAAUACAAACUAAAAGGACGGGAGCACAGUAUGGGCCCUGCAGUUGAGCCAUGGAGCUUGAGAUCCGGGAUCUUGUUUCUGUCCAAGCAUUGUAUUUUAUCCUGUUAAAGCCAUCCAGAAGGCAGGCAAUGUUCCAGCACCAAUAAUCCGCUCCUUUUCCUCCUCACCUACCCGCAGUAAAUCACUGAGAAGGUGUGCACCAAAUCUGAAUUUUUGAAGGAAGGGCAGAAAAGAAAAGCUGAUCUCAAAGUUCAGUGGUGCAGAGAUGUUUAUGUACUGACACAAGGUGAUCUAACAUAUAUUUUUGAUCUGAGAAAAGGCUCAUCUGUUAUUUAGACAUAGCCUUAGCCAAAGCCAAAGACAGUUUUGGCUGUGUCUACAUAACAGAUGAAGUAUUAAAAAGCAGACUGAAGUGUCAGAUAUUUCAUAUAAAUGGCAUGCAGCAUGAGUGCUAUACAUAGGCUGAUUGCCCUGUGGAUGUGGUCUGUGAUGUCUUUGUGCUGUGAAGCGUCACUACUAAUAGUGGAAUUAUAUGGGAAGACUGAGCUUUGUGUUCUGCAGAAAGAAUUUUUGUGUUAUUUUUGUGUUCUUUCUGUUAUUUCUGAAUUACUGCAGCAUGAAGGAGAGAAGAACAAAUGUAACACAGCAAUAACUAAAAGGGUAUGUUGGUUGAAGGCAAACUACAAUAUCUGAAGGAGUGUCAUGAUCAUACCUUCGAAAGACUUACCCUUAUGUUCUCACCUGUAACCUACUGCCUCUGGUCAGGCUGUUUCAGAUAAUGCCACGGUCUGUGCCCUAAGGGUUAGCUCUGCUUAGAAUUUCCACAACUUGUCAAAUUCCUAUUGCUUGUUAAUUUGGGAUGUAAAUAGUGAGAGUAGGUAGUUCAUCCCAUAGAGAAAUUUGAAUGCUGUUGGGAAAUUGGGAUUAAAGCCUAAAACUUAUAUAUGUUUUGCAGUUCCCAGUGUUACCAUUCAGGUUCACCUCACUAGCUUAUAAUCUUAUCCUUCCUUCACAGUUGUUCUCCAGCAGCUUUUGUAUUUUUAAUUCCAAGACAAGCAAGUGGUUAGUCUUACUCAAGUCAUGUGUAUGUGUGUGGUGUGGUUUAUGUUUGUUUAUGUAGUUGUGGCUUGUACAAAUUGAUUUCUGCAGAUUGAUUUCUCUCCAAGAUUUGGUGUUGAUUGUCUACAACUAUAAGAUUAAUAGCUGAGGUCAUCCUUUAUAACCCGAACAAGAUCUUUGUUUAAGAAGUUGAGGUUUGUAAAAGCCUGAAUUUUGGAAAUCAAGUCUAUCUUUAGAUAAAAAUGACUUUUCAUUAGAAAGCUGUGUUUAAGCCGCACAUCUGUUUGUGCUUUAUUCUUUGUGUACUAGUAGCUUACGGAGGUUUUGUCCACUGCUCAUCAUAUCUUGAAGAGUACAAUUGAAGUAGAUGUAGCAGAAAGACAUGGCAAUGGGAUGUGGGACCGGAGGCAUAGGGCAGUUUACAUAUAAAGAGAUUAAAUAAGCUCUGCCUCUUUCUCGUGGAAAAUAGAUGACUGAAGGGGACUGUAUUCAUCUGUUGUUUUCUUUUUCCUGGCUGGCUGGCUAACUUAAAGAGUAUUUUAAGGUGAAGGAAGGGAGAGGAGAAGUACCAUAGUCUCCAUUGCCCAACGUUUUGAGUUACAUCUCAGAUGGCAGCUAAGCUGUUAUUCAGCUUCCCAUUUUUCACUUCCUUUUCUAUGAUGGAAAUAUGAACGUGUCCAAAAAGAGUCACAAAAAGAAUGUUGCUUGAGGAGAGGGAAAGAGGUUACCCAGAUUUAUGUAUUUCAGCUUAAUCACACUCCAUGCUCAGAAGCUGUGUGGUGAAAGGAGUUACUUUAUUUCAUAGUAGUCUCAUAAGGCUGGAGAGAGCAGCGAGGCUAAUAUUAUUUCAUGUUGUUUGGUUUUUGGUUUUCCUUGUGCUUUCUGGAGAUAUAUCAAUAUCCUGCUGUUAGGGUGUACUAAAUCAGAAUAGUAAUGUACAGGAUGUGGCUCAGAAACACUAAAAGUGUGCCUGGAGAAGGCCGAGACACGUGUAAUUGCUGGCAGCUUUUUCACAUUGUGAGAAGGUAGCAGACAGACAGAAGUAGAGCUGUGUAAUUCCUCAGGUGUAAAUCAACCUGUAGUAGUCAAACAUGACUGACGGCAAACUUCUCCCUCAGCACAGUCCAUGGGCAGGAACAACAUACACGUGUAUGCUGUUCUACUGAACUUCAGAGAUGAAACACUGUCCCUUGGAUCCAGCUGUGUGUUGCCACCUUGAAUAGUAUUUCUGAGGCAGUCUUUCCUAAGCUGUGAAAGAAGUAGGUGAUUACACUGAAUGACUUCCUCUGUACAGCGAAGUCACUUUGGACCUGCAGACGGGGUAAAUGAGGCAGAAAAUCACGUCUGGUGGUUUUAACAAAAAGACCUUGUGAAGUCCAGGAAAGAUACUAAAAAUAAUACGAUACCUAUUAUUAAAUGACACUGUCUUGUUCACAUCUGAACUUACUGUGGAAGCACUCUGAACAGUCAUACAGUGCCUGGAAACACACCAGAGUGUACCUCAAAGGAGAUUAGCAGAAAUGGGCAGAUGCCCCAGGUAACCUUCCGUUCUUAGGAGUUCUCUACAAGCAGUAGCUUCCCAAAGGCACAAGAGAUGAGGUUCUGCAGCAUGCUGGGUGCGUUAGUCCUGCCUCUCAGCUCUCUGAUGCAGAAGGAAGUGUUCAGCCUUUUAGAGCUAGCUUUCCCUCAGAUGUGAGGGCUUUUCUUCCACUGACAUCACACUCAAUCUCUUGUCUAGGGGAAAACAUGGAUUCAGAAGACAACAUUUUCACUAAUUCAGAUUUUCAAGAAAAACAAAACCUCUUGUCUGGGCAAGGUGUUAGUAGGUUGGAGAGCAAGGAGCAACAGCUUUUAGGCAAUAAAUAAAAUCUUAGCUAUUCUAAAUGAACAGCUGCUGUCUCAUAGAUAUAAGCACUAAAUGGUGGCUCAGUUUAUGUAAAAACAUGUAUAUAUAUAUCAUGAAAGGGUACGUUAGGAUUGGUCCGCAACACAUUGUGUCAGAAUUCAGCUGAUAACUCUGAUGCAGCAGCAGUUUUACACCAUUUCUUUUCCAAAAGACAUUUACUUAGCCCUUGCAUAUUUUGAAAAAUGUAAGAUGUCAGAAAUAUUUGAAUUAAGCACUCAUUUUCUUGGCUGCUGGGUUGUAGUUGGUCUAAGAAGCAGUAAAUUAAUAAUGCUAAAGAUGUUCUCAGGAGAAAAGAAAAUCCUCAAACAUCAGGCAGUUUGGCUAUUUUUAAUAUUAUAUAAUUUCAAAACAUCUGUUUUGAAAAGCAAAUAUUGUGGCAGCAAUGAGCUUUUAAAAUUAACUUAGUUAUUCUCGACAGAAAAGUACUUCUGCAUUUCAAAGUUAACAAAAUAUCAUUGAGGUAUUUUUCAUUUUUGUAAGAAGAAGAAAAAACCCACAUACCCCCGAUGGGUGACGACUCUCAGAGUCGUAACGGGGUUAUGAGUAAUUCUAGACUUUCUGUCAACUUGUUUCACGCCAAUAUUGAUCACUUAAAAUUAAUAGAAAACAUACCUACAAUAACUUUCUCCUAUUUGACUGCAUCAGGGACAUAUUUUUGCAGUAAGACAUGGUUAGGUAGUAUGAGCUCUACCUUUGUACUUGCAAACUUUCAAAGUGGUGGGAAGAAAAGCACUUGGGUCUCUAGGAUGUGGUGUGGAGAAAUAAACAUAGUGUUUCACACAGAGGUAGGGAACGUGGCAAGGCAGGCCACACCAUGCAUUGGCACCCUCUCUUCAUCCUACCCUCACUCCUUCCCCAGAUGAUCUCCUCAGUUUCACCUGAUUCCAAUGGCAGCUUCCCUAAUCUCUUCACAAACAAACCCACACACCCAGGUCUUGUCACUCACAUUUUCCCACCUCUUCUGUCAUUACUUGUGCCUUUCUGUCUGCUCCGCCAUCUCAUUUUCAUUUAGUCCAAUGACACUGUUUCAGUCCCCAUCUUUCUCUCCCUUUUCCACAUACCCCUUAUGAAGAGGUUGUGACUGGUGGGCCUGACUCCUCCUCUGGGAGGCCAAGAGUUUGCUCCGUGGUUGCUUCUCCAGCACUGUUAGGAUUACAACAGGAAAUCACCUCCACAAUCCUCCCCCAGUUCCCACCACCAAUGAAGUAAAAGGGCUUCACUAGCCCAACUUCAUGUGCAGAAGUCCCAGAGCUCCAGCAGCCCACCAAGAGAAAGGCAGGGAUGCUCCAGUGACUACUGCCUGCCUCCACCUCCUCACUAUCCAAUCUGUUGAAUUCCAGAAAAGAGCUCAUAAGAAUCAGCACAGGAAAUGUUUCAGGCUGACGUUGUUAAAGAGAAAAAAAAAAAAAAAAGUUAACUCAUCUCUUUUAAUUGUUGUAAAGAUGACUAAUAUCAGGCAAUGACAUUUGCUAACGUGUAUUCCUGGCUCUGUGGGGUUUCCCUUCCUCUCUGCAACUUCUGAUCUCCCGUUUUGGCUCAGUUCCCCUGUUUACUAUUUCAUGCACUCCCUCGCAAUCCUGCAUGACCAGUGCCAGCUUGCUUCAGACCAUAGAUGUGCCAGAAAAGGCAGUCACAGCCCUCUGCUAGCAAAUGCUACUGAACAUUAUGUCAGCAGACACUUGUUCUGAGUACAGCCAUUUUUAUAAUAUACUUGCACGUGUUUGAGGCAACAUUUUUCAUUGACAACAACGUAUUCAUCUAAGCAGAUGAGCUGGAGGAAGAAAUAAAGAGUAUGAAUCCAGCAACAGAGAAGGAACAAGCAAGACUGCACAAGAAUUUGGUGGAAGUCACCCAUAGCUGAACAGAAAGACAGGGCAGUGUGUUACAGUACAGCCAGGAGUGAACAUCCAGUGUGUUAAACUGCUCCUACUUUGCUUGGUAUUUCACUGGUGGUUCUGAUGCCAGUGGAAAAGGUGAAUCAGGAACUUGGCAUCUCUGAACGUCUGAUCCCUUGUGAAGAUGUGCAAGUUGAAUUAGAUCAGUGGCCCUGAAGUGGCAGCUGCAAAUCACAAGGCAUGGGGAGUGAGUGUCCACUGCGCUGCCCUUAAUCUCAGCGCCUGGGGCAAAGGAGCCGCUACCAUCAGAGGUGGUCCCAAGGGCCACUUUUGCAUAAGAAAAUGCAAGAGCAAUUGAAGCCAAAGUCUUCUCUGUCAUUGUCAGAAGAGGAGUUCUUCAUUUAUUUAGAGGCAAUUGAUAAGGGAGGAGCACUUGCUUUUUACUGCCAUAGGUAUUGGAAAAAGCUGUGUUCAAGCAAGACUCUCCUUUCUGUUUUAAUUCUUUCCACAUCUCUCACUGUCUUAAAUUACAUCGAAUAGUUGCCUAGAGAAAUGCUGUGGCUUUCUAUGUCAUUUUAUUUUGUUGGAAAAUUUGGUGGGACAGCAAUCCUUAUAGUCAUGACACAGUAAAAUACACCAGGUGAUCAUUUGGCUUGAGAGCAGCACAGUCAACACCAGUACUGACACAGGACACGUUUCUGUGGCAAAAGCUCAGUUUUCAGUGGAUGUUUGUCUUCUCCCCAUCCUAUAACUUUAGGAAAAAAAUCUAUUUUUUUGUAUUUAUGUAUUUUUAUACUUUGCAGCUGCUAGGUUGUCUAAAUCAAGACACAUGUUAACAAAUGUGUUCACAGUGAGAGAGCUGAGGCAGCUGCAGCUGUAUUUGUCCUGCAACACUGACAUUAAACACAGACAUUUAUCACUGAAUUAGGCAGCGCUGCCUCUGUACGGACAAAAAGCAGACACACUGAGCAGAUAAUAGUUAUAAGUGGAAAUUAGAUGUGCUUAUAUUUGUAUAGGUGCGUGCACAUAUAUAUUCAGGUGUGUACAGAUAGAUGUGGCUGUACCCAAAACCAAGGUUUGAGCAGUAACAACUUGAGCAAGGCACGUACAUGGCGGUGAGCUGCAUGCACUUAAAACCGACCACAUUUUUCAACCCAACAGGCACUUUCACAAAGAGAGGAUGAGGCACCUGCUGUGAAGUCUUUUACUCAUGUGAAUAGUCUCACUGACGUCAGUGGGCUUUUUCGCUCACAUGUGAAGGUGUUUUCAGGCUAAGUCAUAUCUGUUUUGAAGAGUCUCGCCAUAGCGUACUCUAAGAUCAGGACUUGGCUCUUCAGUGUGGUAGUAAAGUUUACAAGCCUAUAUUACUACAUUCUUUCCAGUCCAGGUGUGCAAAGAAUUACAAAGAUAUGAUGAACACCGUUGCUCAAGAUUUGAUUUACAGUAUUUCCAAACACGGUAAUAAGAGCUCCGGGUUUUUUUUUUACGUGCAAGAAAUAAAUAAAGGAAAUUAUUUCAUUAUACUGGAAAGUGAUGACAGCCAUUGCAGACUGUCUAUGAGACAGACUGAACCUAGAAAAGCACAUUGCGUGACUGAUUUGUGCUCUCAUGUAGGCCACUGUAAACUGAAAAUAAUUCACGUGACAUCCAUGCUAUUAAUCUGUUAAUGGAAAGAAAAUUGGAGUAUGGUGGGUUAUAUUUUGUUUAGAGAUGAGAUACUGAAAUAAGCAGCUGAUAACGUUGGGAGAUGCAAGCUAUGUCUACACUCUAUUUUUUGCACAUGCCUCCUGAUAUUACUGAGCAUCAUGGAGAUAUGAGGGAGUUCUUUCUUAGCUCUUCUCAUAGAAAUAGUGGAGUAUGGCAGUUCUAUUCCUGUUUUCAAGAUGUAGAAUUGAGGAAUAAAAAACAGGCGUGGUUUCUUUGCAGGGCAAACAGAUGCAUCUACCAAAGCGACAAAAAAACACAUACAGAAAGUAAAUCUCUGCCGUAGCAGCUGAUGGAAAGUUAACGGUCUCUGUCCCUCUGCCUCCCAAAUCACAUUGAACUUGGGGCAAAUCGGAGUGUGCCUGCAGUGUGAUAAUGCUUUAGAUCUUGUAAAGAUACAGCCUGUGGGUUCUGCUGGCUGAGAUUGGCUCAUCCACUGCAGUCAGUGUUUCUGUUUUGAAACUUCAGUUACCACAUCAGAAACCACGCCAGGCAGAGAGAAAUUAAAAAGAAAAAAAAAAAAAAGAAGAAACAAUUAAAAAAACACACAUUUAUGUUACUAGUUUUAAAAUAUUUUAGUGUAACAGGUAAGCUCACGACUCCUGCUACUUUAAAAUGUGCUUAAGGGAUAUAAAUGUUUUUCUUCAAGGUUGGGCAAAUGUCAAAAGGUGCAGGUAUGCAAAACCAUUCAGAAAACCAGUGGAAGUGAUUUGCUUCGUUUGUGAUGAGCUGGCUGGUUCUAUUCGCUGACCAUGCAUUAGCCCCAUCAGCACCACAUAUUUUAUAAAACUUUAAAGGAAAAGAAGUGUGAAAUGUGAGCUGACAGGGAAGGUUUCCACUGUCCUCUACUUGACACGGAUGUAACACUGGCUAAUUUUUAUGAGGCUUAUCAAAACAGGGCUGGCAGUGACCUUAAGAUCCCAUCUGUCCCGCUACCCCUAGGCAGAACCAGCUCAGUGUUGCCUGGCAGACAGUACCCUAAUCUGCCCUUUGAAACAUCCAGAGCCCUCCCAGACAGUUCGCCUUGUGUGUCCUCUUCUGCCCAUCAGGCAUUGCUGCUGGUGACUUCUUUCAACCUGAAACUGAACUCCCUUUCUUCUUUUCCUUGUUCAUGGAUGACAUGGAGGAUAAACUGUCCCGUAAUGUAAAGAUUUGCAGUGUUGCCCCAGCUCCCUGACAACGUCUAUCUCUGGUACGUUAGCUGCCAAAGAAGCAGAGAUGGGGGCUGAUCAGCAUGGCUGCUGUCUCGAGGGCAGGGAGGGAGAGGCAUCUGCAUUGGUCCAUCCUAACCAGAGAGAGAACCUAACCAUUGCAGGGCAGUGCUCACUGGCCCUGUUGCUUGUAAUUAAUGCAAAGCAGACGCGUCCCUCAGAGAGUCUGAGUUACCAGAGACAUCUCUCUUCCUCUUCUGCUGCUAGGUUGGGAUUUUUUAAUCUUGGCUCUGGAGGUUUUCAGACCCUUCAGUAUGUGCUUUAUUUUAUUCUUAAUUCUCUCCUUGUUGGUCUUUUAGGUUUCUCCUCAGUGUUCUUUAAUGAGAAGCUUUUUAUGGCUUUGGUCCCCCUCAACCUAAGAAAUAAAUCCAUUUUCUAUAUCCUCCUGUUUGGGAAUUGCAACAGAAUGUUCAUUUGUGCUUCAGUACUUCCCCUUCUCUCUACAUAGAUUUCCCAGUUGCCUUCUACAGGACUUGGUCAGGGCUGUGUCACUUCUGUUUUUUUUCCUUCUUGUCCCCGUCUCCAGGCUGUGCAGUUGAUGGCUUCCCUGCAGUCUCAUAAACGUUAAUGCAGGGAUUUGCUGCAAAUGAUGAAAUUUGAUGCAUGGAUGAUUUCUUGCAAUCCAUGUAAUACUGAUUUUGGUUUGUUCUUCUUACUAGCAUGCACGUUAAUUAAGUAAUUAAUUAAUUGUUUCUCCACUAAACAAAUGUUGCCAACUUGAGGAUGUUUAUUGGGCAGCUUCAUACUUGCAUUUGGAAUCAUUUCACCUAGAGCAGAGGGACUGUGGAGGACAUUUAUUUUGGUGGAAAGUAAAACUUUAUUUUCUAGGUUAUCUCCCACUUAGAAGAAAAUGUUAGAGUAAAGCAAAUGCAGACACCUUCUUGGCAGCCUCUUUCUGCUGCUAUCACAUCCUCUGGCAUCUCAAACUUUUUGAUUUCAUUAACUGAGCCUGUAAUUUGAGCCCUUGUGAGAUUACAGUCAUUGGGCAUUUCUAUGUCCAAGUGUUCAAGGAAAGGGGACUUUCUACAUACCAUUGGUAAAUAAGUAACCUUGCCCGAAGGACUGUGCUUGACAACAAGACUCAUUCUCCAGGAAAAAAAAAGAAAAGAAAAAAGAAAUUGAAAGUCACCAAAUACCAGCUAAGUGCUAGGGAAUAAAAGAGAGCAACAUUAGAAACACUCUCCAUAAAUAGGCUUAUGGAAAGCUGUAGACAGAGAUGCAGGCAUAUACUGGAGUUUCUUUUGAAUGUUAAUAUACAAACAGAGGCUUGGAAAAUCCAGGAUUUCCAACAUGUCAGUUUACAGAAUAGCUUUUUCUGAUUGUUUCAAAGACAACUAGAAAUGAGUAAGUUAACCAGGAAAAUGAUGGUGAUUUUUACUUACAAAAGCAGCUAGGUGUUACACAUGGUAUGUUAAAUGCAAUUCAUACAAGUGAAUGAACAUUUUAGUAAGAGUGAAAUAUACCACCAAAAAAAUAUAAUAAGGUCUGCUUAAGGAGACAACAAAGGUCCAGGUCCGUUCAUUCAGAUAGGUUCCCGCUGUUCAUGUUAAUGUGUUGUAUUUCCUCCUUUCUUUGUCACUUUUUGAUACUUUAAUAAUUCAAAUUGCAUCCCUGGAGGAAGAGGGUUCUGAAAAGUCCUGAAAGACCACAGAUUCACUUUUUCUCUUCCCUAUUAUGCUCUCAUGGCCACUCGUAACAAGAAGCUGCUCCCCAGCAGCUGCAGCUUCAGGGUUGAUCUCAGGGCUGCUGAGAGUUGCUGGGGAUUGGCUCACAGCUUGAAGGUUGGGAUUCUGCCCCAGCCCCAAAGUCCUCUGCUUUGCAAGUAAUUUAGCAAUGUGAACAUAGGAAACUGGGCUCUGAAGAGUCCUCGGACUUGCUUGCUUUGCUCAUUUAUUUCAAAAGACGGUUCAAGGAACAGUAAUUUAGAUGAAUGACAUACCUGAGAGUUGUAUUGUUCUUUGCCCAACCCUAGGAAUGUUCAUUUUGAAUCUACCAACAUGAAGAAUGUCCUCCACUGGUUAGCACCAGAAGGUACAGGAGAUGGAGUACUCUACAAUGUGAAAUAUUCAGUAUAUGGUGAUGGCAAAUGGAUUAGGAAGCCAGAAUGCAGGAAUAUCAAUAGAACAUGGUGUGACCUCUCCAGUGAGACUGCUGACCAUGAAGAGCAAUACUACGCGAGUGUUAAAGCCUUCCUAAAUGGGAAGUGCUCUAACUGGAUAGAGACAACACGAUUUAACCCUCUUACAGACACUAAAAUUGGCCCACCCAUGGUAAAUGUGUCUUCUACUGAGAAAUCUAUUUCAAUCACACUGACUGUUCCUGAGAAGUGGAGAAGAAGUGCUGACGGAGAAUCUGUAUCUCUGCUUCAAGUAUAUCCUGGCCUGCAAUACAACGUGUCUGUGCUCAAGAAAAAGACAAAGAAACGAUGGUUCUUCUCCAUCAGCAACAGCACCUUGGUUGUGCCCUGGUUAGAACCUGGAACAGCUUACUGUGUCAGCGCGCAGAUCCAUGUCACUACGCCACUUCUACACAGUGGGUUUUCUAAAGAGCACUGCAUUUCUACUUUGAAAGAUAAAACAACAGAUGAGACUAUAACAGUUGUAUUUGGAUACAUUCUGCCUAUUGUGCUAGCUGUCCUUUUUACUUCAGUGGCAUGCUGCUGUGUGCACAGGUACAUUCAUGUCAGCAAACAGAAGCAUCCAACAAGCCUGGUAUGGCACUAUACUGAUAAAUGCAAGGAAAAGGUUUUUAUACCUUGUGAAAAAAUAGUGGUCAACCUUAUCACAGUUAAUGUGGAUGAGUCCAAACCAUCUCAGGAAUCCAUUCAUCCAUCAGAAAUGAAAAGCCCCCGUUAUUAUACUGUUUACAGUGGCGCUGAAGGGAGAGAUGUGUCUCUAAAAGAAGUGCCAGAAGCAAAAUACUUGCUGGAUAUUUCUCAUGAAGAGAUUUCACAAGAAGAGGACAUUUUAGCUGAGGGGGAUAAAACUGGAACGAAGAAUGACCAGCCUGGAAUGAAGAAUACUAUGAGACAAAAAAACGGAGGGAGUGUAGAGUAUGAACUUGGUGUAAGGGCUGAUGACUUCAGUCCUGGCCAAAGCCUAGAAGAACUCAGUCUGAAAGAGAAGACAUCGACGCCUGGGGGACUAGGUGAGCCACAGACUGCUUUGGGAAACUUAGUUAACAUUAAAACAGGAAAGGCAUAUUGCCCCCAACUGGAGGUGAGGGCAACAGACCCUUCUUCGGGACAGGAAUUAGAGGAACUUAAGCUGAAGAUGGCUGACACAGUGGAUGAAUUGCUGGGUAAGGGCCGUAUCAACCUGGUGGACUUGCAUGAUGAAAAAUCUGGGCACACAUCUUACCAUCGGCUAGGAAAAAUAGCACACGGCAUCACAGAGAAAGAGAGUGAACAGACCGUACUGGUGGAUUGGGACCCAAACACUGGCAGAUUGUAUAUUCCUACUUUGUUCAGUGUUGAAAAUGAGGUGUGUAAAGGAGUAUUUAAGUGUGAUGGCCCUAACAAAGAGGGAAUUUUGUCCAGACUGUAUGAGAAACAGGUAUCUGAAGAAUCAUCUCAGGACCAAGAAAUGUAUCUGCUGCGAUUCCAGGAACAAUGGGGACUGCAUGUAGAAAUGGAAGACUGAACAGUGAUUUUCUAGAAUACUGUAAACCACAAAACCCUGUUUACUUUGCCAAAGAGAAUGACAGACUCAGUAGAGCUAACAUAUCGUAAUGUACUGGAAGUUUUUAGAACCGUCACAGUCGAGCAACUUAUUCACAAUAUUUAUAACAACUUCCAGGCAUGAUAUUGGUGAUUUCAACUCCCACUGUAGACCUCUCAGGUGAAAUAUACUGGUUGUCAGAUUACCUUCUUUUUAAAAAAUAAAAAUCUCUGCACAGAGGGUGCUGUUAAGAUUUUCAUAUUGUAAUUGCUACUAAAGCAAAUUAUUUUGGUUUGAAAGCUGUUAUUUUUAGCAAUAAAAAGCAACAAUACGAUA
Molecule: messenger RNA, 13996 nt
Organism: Gallus gallus (chicken)
Lineage: Eukaryota; Metazoa; Chordata; Aves; Galliformes; Phasianidae
Gene: IL20RA
Product: interleukin 20 receptor subunit alpha
Exons: 7
Coding region: 11999-13642 (547 amino acids)
Molecular function (GO): interleukin-20 binding
Source: RefSeq, a predicted model, not a curated record